GUAUUAUUUAAUAAAGAACCGCUUUUGUAGACAAAUCGUUGUUUUGGAACUUCGAUUUUGCGCGUAUCUCAAUCGGGGUUAUUUGGACGCUUCGAUAGAAUUAACAGUUCUCAACUUUGGUCUCAUUUGGUGUGGAUACAGUUCUGAACUUUAGUCCUAAUUGGAGGGAAUACUUGCUGUAACGAAUUUGGUCGUAAUCCUGUUUGGUUCAUUCAUCCCAACGAUGACUAGAACGAGAAGAAUGAAGUACAACGAUGACAGUUCCCAAGACACAGACAAUUCCAGUGCUGAAAAUAUUAUUCCUUCACUUUCUAAGGUGAAUUCAUCUAUUCCUUUAAAUCUUGCCUUUGAUAUUGUUAAACCUAACCCCAAAGACAGUUGCUCGGUAGGAGACAACUAUGUAGACACUAGAUACAGCGUAGAAGACGAAAUGGUUUCUAGGGAAAGGGAAGUAGAAAAGAUUAAGCUGGAGAUUAGAGAACUCCAACUACGCAAGCGAUUGUUAGAGCUAACUCCGAACUCUUCAAACAAAGUGAGAAGACCUAGGGAGAUUACCGAGUUGUCGGGGUCUCGAUCCAAGGAUAAAACUCCAGUAGUUACAGCAAGUCACCGAUACACCAAUGUGCCUUCGAGCGAUGAAAUGCAAUUCAAAGCACAGGUAGAUAGUGUCAAGGCGCUAUGUAUGUCAGUAAGCUUACCGAAGAUAGAAAUCAUGACAUUUGACGGGAGCCCUCUGAAAUUUUGGACGUUCAUGAAGGGAUUCAAGGUUAACAUAGCUGACAGAGUAAAUGAUGACACUCAGAAAUUAAUGUACCUGAUACACUAUUGCGAAGGUAUAGCAAAGGAUGCUAUAGAACACUGUGUUUUAUUACCAGAAAAGGAAGGUUAUACUGAGGCAAUUAAAAUUCUACAUGAACGGUUCGGCAGACCACAUGACAUCGUGGAUACCUAUGCAUUGUUAGAUAAUGGCUCAGACUCGACAUUACUGCUUAGUGACGUGGCAAAGCAGGUAGGAAUUUCUGGUACAGUGACAAGAUUAAACAUAUCUUCGGUAAUUGGAGCGUCAUCUCAGAACGCUGAACUUACCAAUUCCGAAAUUGAGUCUUUAGAUAAGGCCAACCGAAUAAAAAUCGAAGGUGCAUAUACUAUAGAUAACCUACCUAUUAAAAGAGCAGAAAUCCCACCAACGGACUUCCAAGAAAGAUGGAAACACUUGAAAGGUGUACAACUACCCACCAUAGCCUGUGACAAGGUUGGUUUGUUACUUGGUGUUGACGUUCCAGAGGCCCACUGGGUACUCGAUCAGCGUAUCGGAAAACCUAAACAACCCUAUGCUUCACUAACCAUAUUAGGGUGGGCUUUAUUUGGACCAACGGGUCAACUUAAUAAAACUUCAGUCUUCAUGAACUGUUUAAAAGCGAAAAAUUCCUUUGAGGAGGAUAUUCUUAAAUUAUUUGAACAUGAAUUUUCUGAAAAUAAGUACUCUGAUAAGGUUACCAUGUCCCUAUGUGAUAAGACCAUUAUGGAGAUUACUGACAAACAAACAGUAUUGCUCGAUGGACAUUAUCAAGUGCCGAUACCCUGGAAGGUGGAUUGGCACACACUUCCAAGGAAUAAGCGCGAAAUAGAAAAACGAUUAAUUUACCUACGUAAAACGUUGCUAAAAGACGAACAGCUUCGGAAACAGUAUACUAUUAUAUUAGCUACCCACGAAAGUAAAGGAUAUUUGUUUCGAGUAACUCAAGCUAUCGAAGAAGAAAGGUAUUUUAUUCCACAUCCCGUAUUUAACCCUAAAAAACCAGUUAAAGUUCGGAUAGUCUUUGAUUGUGCUGCUAAGUUACAAAACAAGUCUCUAAAUGAUUGUAUAUAUUCUGGACCAGAUCUUACAAACGACCUAGUGGGAGUUUUGCUUAGAUUCAGAAAGCAUAAGAUUGGAUUGUCAGCAGACAUUGAAGAAAUGUUCCUCCAGGUACAUCUACCCGAAAAGGAUACAAAGGCCUUCAGCUUUUUAUGGUACCCCGAUGGCAAUCUUGAUUCUCCUCCUGAGGUCUAUGAGUUGCAUGUACACCCUUUCGGGGCUACGUCCUCACCGUUUUGCGCUACCUAUGCUUUAAGACGCACAGCUACAGACCACCGAGAUUUGUUCGAUGAAAAAACACAGUCUACCUUACGAGAAAAUUUUUAUGUAGACGAUUGUCUAGUCUCAGUAGAAACAAUAUCAGAAGCUGCUGAGUUAGCAAAGAACCUAGUGAGACUCGUGGCACUUGGAGGCUUCCGUUUACAUAAAUGGGUUAGUAACGUAAAUGAAGCGCUGAAUGACGUCCCUAUAGGUGAUAGAUCAAACAAUUCAGUUCGUAUACCAGGUUCAACAGAACGUAUACAGAGAACUUUAGGACUUUGUUGGCACACGCAAUCCGAUUGUUUUGCAUUUGACGUAAAUCUUCCCGAACGCCCGAUCACUAAGAGAGGCAUUCUAUCAUGUGCAUCAUCGUUAUAUGAUCCGCUUGGAUUUCUAGCGCCUUUAUCACUUACCCCUAAACGAAUUCUGCAACAGCUAUGUCGUAAAAACUAUGGGUGGGAUGAGAUGAUAGAUGAAGAGUCACGAUUGAGUUGGGAAGGUUGUUUAGAAGCAAAGAGUUCUAUCGAGGACGGACCCACGCCACCCUCUUCUUUGACCACAGUAGCGCCUGAAAACUCUCCAAAUCGUUUGUUGCCGUUCAUAGAUGAUCCUGGUUUAUGCCUUAAACACUCUCCUGAUGUGUCACUCUUAGUCGAUGAUGAUGAUGUACGCUUACUCAUAGUAACAGCAGCCGCUGUUGAGACUGAAGAUUCCAGAGUUCAUCAAGGUUUACCGUCAGUUCGUUCUUUUGGAUUUAACACUCCACCUGAUUCAAGAAGUAACCGACUUAUAGACACCUUUGAUUCUGUAUCUAAAGCGACAGACGAGAAUUUAAUGGAUUUAGAACAAGUUAUUUCAUUACCAGCUGUUGACGAUGAGUACCUUCUAAAAACUGCCAACGAUCGUCAUGUCGAUACAGCAGUGAAUAUUGACCUUAGAUGUAUUUCUCCUCCAGACAAAAUUCUUCCAACAGAUAGCGGCGAGUUAAUGUCAUCGAAAACAUCUGUUAUGUUCUCUGCCGAAACAGAUCUCCCUAGUGUUUCUGACGUGAACGAUAGUGCUAAGUCUGUGAUACUACUACACGAGUCAUCAAUUAGUUGCAAAGCAACAACAACUCAGUUCUCUGCAAAUAUGAAACUUGUAUCUCCUGUAGUGGCGUCUGCUGAGAGUUCUAUUGACAUCAAGCGUGAAACAGAGAAUCAGAAAGAUGAUUGUUUUAUUCAGUAUGCUGAUGAUGAUAAGAAGUUUAAGACAACUGUAUCCAUGUCUCCUUUAGUUGGGUUAGACAAGCAGACACAACAUCCAUUACCAGACUUUAAGGAUAGUAGAGUAGCCGAAGAAAUGACUCAUCGGAACAUAGAAUGGCACCAUAACACUCCUUACGCAAAUCAUCAUCGAGUAUGGGAAAGAUUAAUAGGAAGCAUACGCAGACCUUUGAGCGCAGUAUCUAUGUCCUACGAGACACUCACCACCUGUUUGGCUGAAGCAGAAAGAAUACCUAAUGGUAGACCACUCUUACAGACGCGAACAAAAUGGACACAAGGAAGACGAGAUUUACAAGUUCGCGGUCCAGUCUUGAUUAUUGAGGACACUUAUGCACGAAAUAACUGGUCUAAAGGCCUCGUGGUAAGUUUUGACCCAGGAGGAGAUGGUCUAUGGAACCAAGCGAAGAUCAGAACGUGGAAGGGUACAAUUAUUAGAGGCAUAUGUAAAAUUUGUUUAUAAGAAGGAGCUGAUGACCGAAAAGUAGAGGAUAGAGAGACUUUUCAGAGUGACUGUGGCUAGAGUAAAUCGUACCAUUGUCACCUCUGAAUGUUUUUAUGUUAAUACCUAAUCAGCGAAAGUAAGGAAAGACAUGCUGUCUUUGGGGGGCGGUGUUAAGUUUGUUUUACAUUGUUCCUAUAUGUUCCUUUUCUACUCUUUUGUAUGUUGUUUUAUACUACUUAUUUACAUUCAGUAGGCAGCUGUAUACCCAACAAUUUUCACACUUAUGUUGUAACUCAAGUUGUACUGUAACAUUCUGGAAUGUUCACAUAUAUCUUUAAUGUUUAUUUUACUUAUAAUUGUAUUUAUCAUUAUAAUCACUGUAAUUUAAUUACUGUAAAGGUUAUCCACAGUUUUAUGCAUUUGUUUGAAUGCAACAGUUUCCAUAUUGUUUGCUCUUGGUUCGAGUUUCGGUUGUUCAUAAACUGUUACCAAAUUUAGACACAGCUAUCGGCUGUCUUUGGACUAUCGAAGCCUUUGCUAUUUUCAUUCUUGAACGACGCGUUUAAACGCCUAGACACCUCACAAGUUGAGAACCGCUUUUGUAGACAAAUCGUUGUUUUGGAACUUCGAUUUUGCGCGUAUCUCAAUCGGGGUUAUUUGGACGCUUCGAUAGAAUUAACAG
Messenger RNA from Schistosoma curassoni, 4508 nucleotides. The record is from the annotation of a GenBank genome assembly. NCBI's taxonomy places the organism in Eukaryota, Metazoa, Platyhelminthes, Trematoda, Strigeidida, Schistosomatidae.